AUGCACGUUUUUGUGGACGCCAGUGAAAAGGCUUAUGCUUGUGCCGUAUAUCUCCGAACAUACACCAAUGACGGGAAUGCUCAGUGCGCUCUGCUGGCCGGGAAAGCCAAAGUGGCACCUGUAAAACCCAUGUCGAUACCCAGACUGGAGCUUCGGGGAUGUGUGCUUGGAACGAAGCUAGCGAAAUACGUUCAAGAUCAACACAGUGUUUCUAUAGCUAAGCAUUUCUUUUGGACGGAUUCGACGACAUCACUGUCAUGGAUCCGAGCGGACCCUCAUAAUUAUCGCCCGUUUGUUGCCCAUCGAAUCGGCGAAAUCCUAGAUUCGUCGAGCGUAGCAGAAUGGAGAUGGGUUCCCUCAAGGUUAAACCCUGCGGAUGAAGCAACCAAAUGGGGAAAGGGCCCGUAUUUCAGCAACAACAAACCCAUCGUAGCCACUACCGAAGAAUCCCGAACAGCAGUUAUGCUGCAUGCAGUGACCAGUCCUGUCAUCCGGUAUGAACGAUUCAGCCGUUAUGAGAGAUUGCACCGAGCAAUGGGCUAUGUGCUGCGAUUCCUAAACAACGUUCGACCUGACCGACCGAAAAUGUCUGGACAACUACAACAACAUGAGCUGCAGGCUGCGAAAGAGGCGAUUUAUAAGCAAGUGCAACUCGAAGUGUAUGCGGAGGAAGUGCUAAAGCUGAUGGAAAUCGAGUCUGCAAUCAGUGACGAGUCGAAAACAAUCGACAAACACAGCAGUAUCUACCAGUAUAUGCCAGUUUUGGAUGAUCGUGAAGUGCUACGACAAAGUAGCCGAGCUAGGAAAGCAAAAGAUUUGCCGUUCGAUUCCCUUUACCCCGUCUUGCUACCGAAAGCUCAUCCAGUAACCCUACUUCUGAUAGAUUAUUAUCAUCACAUAUACCGUCAUGCAAACCCAGAAACGGCAGUAAAUGAUCUCAUUUCACGCGUCAACGUUUCAUGA
Messenger RNA from Wyeomyia smithii (pitcher-plant mosquito), 963 nucleotides. RefSeq lists its product as uncharacterized. The record is from RefSeq and is a predicted model, not a curated record. The transcript has 2 exons. Bases 1 to 963 code for a protein of 320 amino acids. NCBI's taxonomy places the organism in Eukaryota, Metazoa, Arthropoda, Insecta, Diptera, Culicidae.